This is a messenger RNA of Chaetura pelagica (chimney swift), 2093 nucleotides long. Its product is annotated as protein AHNAK2-like. Gene Ontology annotation, molecular function: protein binding. Gene Ontology annotation, cellular component: cytoplasm; costamere; nucleus. The record is from RefSeq and is a predicted model, not a curated record. Gene Ontology annotation, biological process: regulation of RNA splicing. The transcript has 7 exons. Lineage: Eukaryota; Metazoa; Chordata; Aves; Apodiformes; Apodidae. The annotation marks the transcript as partial.
GCACAGCCCUCCUUCCAAUUGCUGGAGAGAGAGAGAGGGAGUUGAGAAAGGCAGAGAGUUUUAAGGCAGGCUCUGCACUGGUGUUCUGGGCUAUUUCAACUUCAGGGCAACUUUAGAGAACUUCAGUUAUUUUUGGUUCUGGGCGACAGCUGAGACCGGCCGAGCCUCCAGGAGAUGCUGAUGCAGAUGCGGAUGCAGAGGACGAAGAAUCUGUUAAUGAAGUGGCAGUAGAAGACAUCCGUCCAAGGCCACAAGGAUCCUCUCCAGUUUAUGACUAUUCUGUAGAAGAAGAAUAUUUAAAGCUUCAAGAAGAAAACAAAAAAUAUUCUGCUGACAAAUCAAAACAGAGACAUCCACAGGAGACAAUGGAAGUGACCCUGAAAACAGAAGUGGAAGCUGGUGCUAGUGGAUUUAGUGUGAUGGGUGGAGGAAAUGAAGGAAUAUUUGUCAAAAAAGUACUUAAGGAAUCUCCUGCUUCAAAGAUAUUUAGUCUAAGAGAAGGUGAUCAGCUUCUAAGUGCUACAAUAUUUUUUGAUAAUAUCAAAUAUGAAGAUGCACUCAAGAUUCUCCAAUAUUCCGAGCCAUACAGAGUCCAAUUCAGCCUCAAAAGAAAAAUUGCUGGGAAAGAAGAGCUGGAACACAUUCAGUCUGCAGCCCAGUACAAAAAGGAAAGAAUAAGCCAGGAAAAAGAGCUCAGUGAGAGCAUUCCUGAAGAAACACUUCACGAUUCAGGAAAAGCCAUUUCAGAAGAAGACAGGGAAACAUUAAUUGUGAGCCAAAGGGUAGGAAGAAGCAAAAGACCUAAAAAAGACAGACUAUCAUGGCCAAAAUUCCAGUCAAUUAAAAAUAAAAAGAUACUGGGGCACAGAAGAUCUCAUAGUACAUCAGAUGCAUAUGAGCCUGCUAUACAGGAUAUUUCCCCUACAAGCACAGACACGGAAUCUCAAUUUCAACAAGACAUCCAUAUCAAGGAAAAAAAAGGAAGUCAAAAGAAACUGAAGUUCCCUAGCAUUGGAUUCAAAAUGCACAGAUCCAAACCAGAAACACGAGACAAGCAAAAAAAAGAAAUAAAAACAACACUGCUAUCUGAAAGAGCAGAAAUACAUAAAGAAGACAUCAGACUGGAAAAUCCCGAAAUACCAACUGUUGAAUAUACAACAUCCCCUGCUUAUGAAAUCAAAACUGGGGAGGUACAUGAAACUUUAACAAAAGACCUAAAAGAUAUGAAAAAUGGCAUUCCAUCUCAUGUAAGAAAAAGCCCUGAAGUUGAAAUAAACAUUAGAAAAGAGAAAGACAAGGAGUCAACAUCAAAAUUUACUGUUCCUGAAGUACCAGCUAUGACUAUACAGAUAUCACAGCCCAGCUUAGAAACACCUGAUCUGAAAGAAAUCCCAACUAAACAAACACCACAAGCUUCAUCAAAAUCACGAAAAAAGAAACAGAAAGGAAGAGCAGGUAAAACAGAAGGAGAAAGUGAAAUUAACGGAGACAUGACAGCUUACACAGCACAAGGAUCCAGACAGGUAAAAGGUCUAGAAAUAGGCACUGCUAAAGCAGAAUUACACUCACUAUCUGACACACUAGAAACAAGAGAAAAAAGAGUAGAAGACAGACAAAUGAUAACAAUUCAGAAAACAAAGUCUGGGAUUUCAAUAUCCGAAAGAAAAGAGCAAGAGACUGAAAACAUGAAAGCAGGAAGUGAUGUUCCAGAUUCAGUAUCAGAAACAACCGCUGAUAAAGGUUCAGAGGAUGACAGGAAUCUCGAUGUGAAACCUCAGAUGUCUGAUGCAGAAUCAGAAGUAACUACCUGGAAAAUACAAAUGCCAUCAUUAAAAAUAGCCACAAAACCUAAACCUGAUAUGAAAGUACAAGGAGAAGAAAUCACAGAUGAAUCAUUUACCAUUGUAAAAAACGUACAGACAAAAGAAGAUGGCAUGACCUCAGCAGAUAAAACUUUGAAGAUGGACAUAGGAUUGAAAACGGUAGAAAUGGAAACAGAGGGAAAGGAAAGCAAAUUCAGGCUGCCAAAACUAAAAUUACCUACAUUUACAUGGGCAACUACAAAGGAUGAGACAGGGAAAACAGAAACUCAG